Messenger RNA from Alligator sinensis (Chinese alligator), 3213 nucleotides. RefSeq names its product transcription initiation factor TFIID subunit 4-like. The coding region runs from base 318 to 2570 and encodes 750 amino acids. The record is from RefSeq and is a predicted model, not a curated record. Gene Ontology annotation, biological process: DNA-templated transcription; transcription initiation at RNA polymerase II promoter. NCBI's taxonomy places the organism in Eukaryota, Metazoa, Chordata, Crocodylia, Alligatoridae. The transcript is spliced from 15 exons. Gene Ontology annotation, cellular component: transcription factor TFIID complex. Gene Ontology annotation, molecular function: DNA binding; RNA polymerase II general transcription initiation factor activity; protein heterodimerization activity.
AGGCCGCCGGGGACUGUGCUGCUGCCGCCUCCGCCUCACUUCUCCAGAGACCGCAGGCGGCGCCCAGCGGGAGUGCCGCGUCCUCCAGCACCUCCGCGGCCAGCCACAAGCCGGCUUGUGCCCCGGCAGCAGUAACACAAAUUGUCAACCAUCAGAGCCCGGCUGCCAGCCACGGCAAGCCGGACGCCUCCACCGCACAGACUAAGCCCCUCGCACACAACCCCCCGCCGCCAGCAGUGAACGCACUCCCGAAUGCUGCCCCUGCUGGCAGCCCUGCCACCCAGCCAGCCCCAAGCUCGGUUGCCAACUGUGUCCCCAUGGCAUCCACCACGGUCACCCUUAACGCGAUAUCUAAACCCGUGGUGAAUGUUAUAGGGCCACCUGGUCCCGCUGUUGGCAUAGCCAAGCCAGGUGCUGCUGUACCUGUUGUCUCUGCGGUCCCCCAGUCGCUGUCCCCCCGGCCUGCGGUGGGCACUACUCAAAGAAUAGUGGCCCCGCAACUGAUCGUUAGACCGCCUCAGCAGACCACCAUCCAGUUGCCUCCAGGCUUUACUAUACCACCUGGGAUGGUGUUGGUGCGCACUGAAGCUGGACAGCUUGUUAUGGUACCCCAGCAAGCUUUAGCUCAGGCUCAAGUGCAAGCUCAAGUACAAACCCAGGGGCAAGGGCCCACCAGCAUUUCGCCCAGGCUUUCAGUGCCUACAAGUGGCCCAGUUUUUCGUUUAUCAACAGCCCAGCAGCCAACUUCUGUAGCCACAUCUACUGUCCGGCUAGGACUGCCUGUGCAAGCUAAAGUUGUUCAGUCAACUGCUACACCAGUUAGCGUUACAUCUGCUGCAACCCUGCCAGGAGGUUCUACUCUGUCACAUACCACAGUAACAGUAGCUACCACAAAUGCUCAGACUUUAUUUAAAACUACAGUAGCAACUGGAACCUCAGCUUCUCAACAACCUACAGUAAUUUCGGGAGGGCAAACUCAAACCCCAACACAACCCCAAGGUCAGCCUCGAUUACCACUCCCACCUCAUACAACAGCACAAGUACCAGCACAGCCCCAGGUCAUACCUAGUUCCCCUGUACCAGGGACUACAGUUGUAUCACAGGAAAUGCAAGAGAAUGUGAAAAAAUGCAAAAACUUUUUAGCCACCCUUAUAAAACUUGCUUCCCAUAAUUCACCUUCUCCAGAAACAUCCCGUAAUGUGAAAGCUCUGGUUCAGGAUUUGUUGGAUGCAAAGAUCGAUCCAGAAGAAUUUACAGGCCGCCUUCAGUCAGAGCUCAAAUCAUCCCCUCAACCAUAUCUGGUACCUUUCCUUAAGAAAAGUCUACCUGCACUGAGACAAUCUUUACUGAACAGUCAGCAUUCAGUUUUGCAAGGACAGCCGUCUCAGCAGCCACUUCAACAAACUAAGCUAUCACAAAUUAUACCUCAGUCUGCCUCUGGAAGCAUUUCCUCUGUUGUUGCGACACAGACAAUAGGAAUAAGGCAACCAAACAACAUUUGCACAGUCUCUGUAUCAAAUACAGUGCAGCCUCCUCAGGUUAAGGUGGUACAGUCAAAUCAGAGUUCUCAACUGCAGAUUAUCCAGUCAACAUCUGCUCAAACUGUGAAACGAAACCCUGCCUGCCAGACUACCCAGAUUAGGAUGCCAGUGGUAAUAACUCAGCCCAUUAGACCACAAGGCACAGUAGGGAAGGCACCAACAAUACAAGCCAACAAAAGUCCUGGGGGCGUUGGUGUUCAGGUGUCUGCAAAUCAGAAAAACAAGCUGAAUGACCCUGGAGGUGGUUCUUUCAGAGAUGAUGAUGACAUCAAUGAUGUUGCCUCUAUGGCUGGAGUUAACCUAAAUGAAGAAAAUGCCCGAAUCAUGGCAACCAAUUCUGACUUGGUUGGAACACAGAUACAGUCUUGUAAAGAUGAGCCCUUUCUUGCAGCUAUCCCUUUACAUAAGCGCAUACUAGAAAUGGCUAAAAAAUUAGGAAUUACAGAUGUGCCAGCUGAGGUGGUUACCUUUAUUUCCCAUGCAACACAAAACAGAUUAAGAACUGUGAUAGAAAAAGUAACAAUGAUAACGCAGCACCGAAUGGAGUCUCACAAAGAUGACGAAUGGUAUGAGCAGGCUACAGAUGUCCGAUCACAGUUAAAGUUUUUUGAACAGUUGGAGCGUUUAGAAAAGCAAAGAAAAGAUGAACAAGAGAGGGAAAUCUUGUUAAAAGCUGCCAAGAGUCGCUCAAGGCAAGAAGACCCAGAGCAAGCUAGACUGAAACAAAAAGCAAAGGAGAUGCAGCAACAAGAACUAGCACAGAUGAGGCAGAGGGAUGCCAACUUAACUGCCUUGGCAGCUAUUGGUCCACGGAAGAAAAGGAAGCUUGAUUCACCUGGUUUGCUUACCACAGGAGGAGAGGUCUUGGGCAUGUCCAGUGGAGGUCAGGCAGGUUUUGGGACUCCUUCAUCCAGGCAGUAUGCACGACAAAAAAUAACUCGCGUAAACCUCAGGGAUUUCAUCUUCUACAUGGAACAGGAAAGAGAAACAAGCCAUUCUCUCCUGCUCUACAGAGCUUUGCUUAAAUAAGGCCAAGAAUUAUACUGGUUUCCUCAUAGAGAAGCUCAGCCUGCAUUGAAGAUCUGUCAUUUUAAUGUGCCUUCUAUUUUUUUCAGAUGUCAGUGUUCCAGUAAUUUGUUUAGUAACAUUGUCAGACCAUGCAAUAAAUUUCCCUUAUGUAAAAAAUAAAGCAAUGAAAAAUGUGCAACGGGGUUAAAUCCACUGAUGGGGAAUCUGUGCUUAAUGUCUUACUACAUUUGGCCAUUUUUAGAUGAGGCUAGACACAGUCUCAAUGCCACUAAAAUUAUACAGAUUGUUAGGGCCAGACUGCAAAAGCAUACCCAAGUCAUUACAUUGAUGACACAGGGCAGCUUGCAAGAAGAUGGGCUUGCAGGAUCGGGACCUAAUCAUGACAUUUGGUUUUAUUAGCAGUAUGUUCUGUUGCAUUGCUAGGUUUUCUGUUUCUUUUUACCGUUUACUAAUGCUGUUUUCACUGACUAACCACAGUGAUGCCUCUUGUUAUUUUAAGUUAGUUAUAUUUGCAGUUUUUUGCACAGCUAAAAGAAAUAGCCGCUGCACACUCCUGCAUAUUUUACAUAUUUAGGGUUUUUAUUUUUACUGCACAACAUGAUGCUCAUUGGCUGAACCAAAUCCCAAGUGUAUGAAAUCUGCA